AUGGCGGACGAGCUCGCCGAUCGCUUUGAGCAACAGGCGUCGGUGCGUCCUCCAAAGGGCAAAGGCCGCAGUGGAGGUGGCGGCAAGGGACGGAGCGGAGGCCCAGGGCAGGGCAGGGACGUGGACAUCUCACGAGCGCUAUCACGCCUCCUGCGGCACCAGGCCGAGAAUGCAGGAAUCAAGCUCGACAAGGAAGGCUUCGCACCGCUAGAUCGCGUGCUGAAAUGGGGCCCGCUGCGCACGCUGGAGGUGUCGUUCGCGGAGGUGCGCAAGGCUGUCGAGGACUCGGACAAGCAGCGGUUCAGCCUGAAGCCGAACCCGGCGACAAACCCGGAGCUGGAUGAGAGCUCAGAAGACCCGGCGGACUGGAUCAUCCGCGCCAACCAGGGCCACAGUAUCAAGCUCGAGUCCGAAGCGAUGCUGAAGCCAGUGACGCUUGAAAUGGACAAUAUACCGCCUACCGUCGUUCAUGGCACCUACUUCGCGUUCUGGCCGAAGAUCUUGAGCAGCGGCGGUUUAAAGAAAAUGGGCAGAAAUCAUGUUCAUUGCAGUAGGGGUCUGCCAGAGGAUAAGGAGAACGUCAUCAGUGGAAUGCGGAAAGAUGCCGAGCUUCUCAUCUAUAUCGAUGUACGGCGAAGUCUAGAAGACAAAGCCAUGACAUGGUGGAUGAGCGACAAUGGAGUUCUGCUCUCAGAGGGCGAUGAGAAUGACGUUGUGUCAACCAAAUAUUUCAAGGAGGUGGUGGGAAGGAAAGAAGAUGUCGGUCUUUUGUGGCAAGACGGCGAGCAAGUUGCAGAGCUGCCGAGCCAUGUCAAAGGUCGACCGCCUCCCUCCAAAGGGGGUGUAGGUGGCAGAGGAGGUCGUGGGGGUCGAGGAAGAGGUGGUGGCUCACGAUGA
Phaeoacremonium minimum UCRPA7 is the source of this 897-nucleotide messenger RNA. RefSeq names its product putative trna 2 -phosphotransferase 1 protein. The transcript has a single exon. The coding region runs from base 1 to 897 and encodes 298 amino acids. Gene Ontology annotation, molecular function: tRNA 2'-phosphotransferase activity. The record is from RefSeq and is a predicted model, not a curated record. NCBI's taxonomy places the organism in Eukaryota, Fungi, Ascomycota, Sordariomycetes, Togniniales, Togniniaceae. Gene Ontology annotation, biological process: tRNA splicing, via endonucleolytic cleavage and ligation.